AUCAAAGCGGAAACGCGCAAAGUUUACCUUAGCACCCAGGGUCAAGAAUUGUAAAAGCAACGUCCAAGCUGACCCUGUUGAAUUUUGGACGAUUGGUCUAGGAUUAUUGAAAAUAAUCAAGUAAGGCACUACUUUAGAUUUAUCUAUUGUCUGGAUUAAAUGUGAUUACUACUGUUCCCGCGGUUUAUCGUCAUAAUAUAUGCAUAGCAACCGAACAAUAAGAUCUUUUUACAAUUGCUUUUGAAUGAACUGUUUGAACAAUUAAUAGUUUUUAUUGUAUUCAACUAAUCCAGAAUAAGUCGUGGUUUUACUAUAUCUUUUUUGAAUAUUUAUUUUAUAAAUGUAACUUUUAACCUUGAAGGAAAGAUUAUGGGAAAAGUGAAUAAACAAAGGAAUUCCUUUAUGGAAAUUAUUAUAACAAUAAAUCAUUUAUCGAAGUUAAAUAGCUGACUCUUGUGACCUCUUACUUUAUUCUUUGUUAUAUUUUUAUAUUAGAGAAAUUGUCAAAAGCGAGAUUAUACUAAUUCGAAAAACUUGUGAAAAUUUGUGUGUAAUUGCUUAUUAAAUGUAAAUAAAGUUGUUUAGUUUUUUGUUGUUAAGGUAAAUAAACAUAUUUAAUAUAAUUAUUUUUAAUAUGAAAUGGAAUUUUCAACAGUUUGUAAGAUGAGGACCGAGAAUAGCAUGAAUCGUUCCACUUCGAAAAGGAUUGUUGUCAGGCGUUCACAAAGUGGAAGAAAGUCCAGACCUUUGAGCUCCGUCUCGUUUCCACAUGAUUUAGAGACGUCUAUAAUUGUAGACGAUCAGAGAAAUGAAGAAACGGAGAACAUGAAUUGGGAUACUGACUUGGAAAAUGAUGAACUGGAUCGAAAGUAUGAUCACUCGAGCGAAGCCGCAUAUAUAGAAAUUAGCAGGAAGAACAAUGUAAUACCCGCUUCAUAUUUUUUACGACAUAUGCACGACGUUCACUUGGAUAUGAAACAUCACGGAUUGGGACCAAUUGCCGUUAAACCACUGGCAAUAUCAUUAGUUAGUAAUACGCAGGUACUCGUAUUGGAUUUGUCAGAUAAUUGGCUUGGGCCAACUGGAGGUGAAGCAAUAUGUGAUAUGCUUAAAGAAAAUAUAUACAUUACAGAUGUUUUGCUGGCUGAUAACCAUCUGGACGUUCAAUUUGCAAAACAACUCGUUGACGUUCUCCAAGGAAAUAUAACUAUUAAAAAGUUGAAUUUGUCUGGAAAUGAUUUUGAUGAUAGGGCUGCUGUCCAUUUGGCUGAAGCAAUUACGAAUACAACAAGAAUUGAAUACUUGAAUUUGAGUCAUAAUCACUUGUGCGAGGAGGCUGGUAUAAUUCUGGGCCCUGCUAUUUCGGAGAAUAGCUCCAUUAAAGAAUUGGACUUGAGUUGGAAUACGUUAAGAAGAAAAGGGGCUAAAGGAAUCGCUACCGGAUUAAAGACAAAUAUAUUGCUUCAAAAACUAGACUUAUCGUGGAAUGGCUUUGGCACAGAAGGAGCACUAGCUUUGGGAGAUGCUCUAAAAGCUAAUAAUGUUUUAGAAGAGCUUGAUGUAUCUAAUAAUAGAUUAACUGCUGAAGCAGCUGUUCUUAUUGGUAAAGGUUUAUCUGUCAAUGAAACACUGAGAAUCUUAAAAAUGGGUCAAAAUCCUAUGCAAAGUGCAGGUUGUUACGCAAUAUGUGCGUCUAUGCUGAAAAAUCCUAAUACAGCUUUGGAGAUACUUGACUUUGAGAGUAUCCUCGUCAAUAAAGAUUUUGACGAAGUAUUUAAAAAGGUUCAAGAACAACUGAAUAAAUCAAUUAUUUUGAAACACGGAGGUGAUCCUAUACCUAAAAAGCCAAAGGCUAGAGUACAUCCUAUGGUGAAAUUACGCAACUACAUCGAAAAGAAUAAUUUAAGAUUGGUAGAUUUCUUUAAUAAAUUUGAUAAAGAUCAUAGCAUGAGCGUCACCAGAGAAGAGUUUACAGAAGGUUUAGAGGAAACUGGAAUUAAACUAACUGAUGACGAAGUUACUCAGCUAUUAGACGAGUUAGAUAAAGAUGGUGACGGUGAAAUAAAUUACAGUGAACUAGUGAUGGGUCAUCAAGAUUUUACAGAAAAAGAAAAACGUAUAAGUACAUCUGUUUCUCUAAUGAUGAAAUCUCAUACUACCUUAUAA
This is a messenger RNA of Dimorphilus gyrociliatus, 2166 nucleotides long. The record is from the annotation of a GenBank genome assembly. Lineage: Eukaryota; Metazoa; Annelida; Polychaeta; Dinophilidae.